GAUCAUCUGAUCGAGACGCGAAGUGCGUGGUGGUGUCAUUUUCUAAAGCACGGGCCAGGUAUCGUAAUCCACCAGCAGUUGGUGGGCUAUACAAUUUACGCAGGCUAGUAGCUCAACUCAUAACAUAGAAGGAACGACCAUCUUCCUUCCACCACUGUAUACAGAUUGAGGACGAUGGCUCAUUCAUUGCCUCCGGAACUAUGGUCACAUAUUUUUGGUCUGGCCGCGGAUGAGGAUACGAUCUUCUAUCCUGGCCUUCCAACAUCCAUGACCCAGUCUUCUUGGGCUCGUUCUCUGGUUACGGAUUGGCAACUAAGGACACCUCGCGACUCGAUCAACAUGGUCCAGCGCAGGAGCUAUGCUACUAAGAAGUCGAUCAUAUUAACGUGCCAAUCAUGGCGUCGUCUCGGCCUCGAGUUCCUCGUCCGCUAUUUGUUUUUCAACGACCCCUCGAAGCUCCGCUCUCUUACUGCCCUCCUCACUUCCAAUCCUUCACUGGGGUGGUGGACACGCCGUUUACAUAUAACUCACUUUCUCUACGAGCGUGGUCCCUCCCUCGAUGAUUUCGAAGCCACCCUCACAUCUGUGCUCGCCCAGACUCCCAACCUAGAAAUUUUCAUUGUCGAUUGGCCUCUAUCAAGGGCAUUUGGUUCCAUUGCGGACACGCUGGGUACGCAUUGCAAGAACUUGCGCACUGCUCACUGGCACGUCCCCGCCGAACUCCUUCCCAAGGUUAUAUGGGCAUUAGACGCCCUCCCACUCCUAGUUUCCCUUGCCGUUGAGUUCGAUGCACCACUCAAGGAUUCUGACACGCUCACAUUGGGAAGCGCACAAGAUGUCAAGCUCUACCUCCCGAACCUUCAGCAGCUCAUCCUGCGCGGAUCACUUGAUAUCCGCACAAUACUCGACCUAUGUCCUCUCCUCACCGCUUUCUCUUUCAAUCUCGACUGGAAGAUCGCGCCCAUCUCCCAGAACGCCGAUACAGGAGACUGGACCCAUCCACAUCGCGCACUAUCGGGCUCCACGGGUUGCUUUUUGCGUUCGGAGUGGGCCUUGCUAGCGCUUAUGCCACCCCCGAUCCCUCUUCGCUCUCUCCUUGUGCAGCGUACGAAUGACAGGAAUUUUGCAGCGCUCACUAAAGCGAGUUUCCCUAAACUCGAACGAGAGCGUGCGGACGGGCCGCAAGGGAGUGGGAUGGAGCGCUGGGAGAGGUGGGCAGGGAUGUGCGAAGGCAUGAGUAUCCGUCUGGAGGACUGCACUGGCGCACUAUUGGGUACAUUACCUCAAGAGUAUGAAGAGGUCGAAGAGGACGAAGAUGACGAAGAUGAGCUUUUGGAAGACAACGAGAACUCUUAUACGGACGAUGAGGAGCCGGUCAGACCAGGUGGAGUGGGUUUGUCAGAACUGAGGGAGCUGCUGGAAGAAUGUAGGAAGAUGAGCGAAGAACGCGAAGAACCGCUGUUUGCAGUUUUCGAUAUCAUGUAGUACGGAACACAUUUAAGAUCGCUAUUC
Molecule: messenger RNA, 1512 nt
Organism: Suillus subalutaceus
Lineage: Eukaryota; Fungi; Basidiomycota; Agaricomycetes; Boletales; Suillaceae
Exons: 7
Coding region: 175-1485 (436 amino acids)
Source: RefSeq, a predicted model, not a curated record